AUGGAAAGGGACAAGGAAACACACAAGGUGGAAAUCAAGACAGCCUUGCAGCAAGUAGAACGCGAGAUUGCCCUCAUGAAAAAGCUGUCGCACCCAAAUCUGGUUACAUUUUAUGAAGCGAUCGAUUCCCCCGAUUCCGAUCUACUCUACAUGGUGAUCGAGUACAUGCCUCUGGGGGAGAUUCUAACCUACCAAAACGAUGGCACGUUCCGAUUGGUGGACGGACAUUUUGAUGAGUUCCACGCUUCUCUCUACUUUGUUGACAUUCUGCACGGACUAGCAUACCUGCAUCAGCACCACAUUAUUCAUCGAGAUUUGAAACCCGAGAACGUCUUGUUGGACGCUCAAGGGAUUGCCAAACUCAGCGAUUUUGGCGUCUCGCACAUAGAUACCGACUCAGCGCUCAAUAUGAAACGCAUGUCCAAUGAUGGGCUUCUGACGAAAACAGAAGGUACCUGGGCCUUCUGGAGUCCAGAAAUGUGUGAAGGAGGGCACUUUUCGGGCUACGCAGCCGACAUAUGGGCAGCCGGAGUCUGCUUAUAUAUUUUUGUCACCGGAAAGUUGCCCUUUUUUAGCAAUGUUCCGUUAGAUUUGUUUGAUAUGAUC
Molecule: messenger RNA, 606 nt
Organism: Phaeodactylum tricornutum CCAP 1055/1
Lineage: Eukaryota; Bacillariophyta; Bacillariophyceae; Surirellales; Neidiaceae
Exons: 3
Biological process (GO): intracellular signal transduction; protein phosphorylation
Cellular component (GO): cytoplasm
Molecular function (GO): protein serine/threonine kinase activity; ATP binding
Source: RefSeq, a predicted model, not a curated record